Molecule: messenger RNA, 1702 nt
Organism: Musca domestica (house fly)
Lineage: Eukaryota; Metazoa; Arthropoda; Insecta; Diptera; Muscidae
Gene: Art3
Product: protein arginine N-methyltransferase 1
Exons: 5
Coding region: 129-1673 (514 amino acids)
Biological process (GO): peptidyl-arginine methylation
Cellular component (GO): nucleus
Molecular function (GO): protein-arginine N-methyltransferase activity
Source: RefSeq, a predicted model, not a curated record
CGGCAUGAUUUUGACAAGAGAGACAUGUUUUGUUUACUAUCCAUUUCCCAAUUGGACAGACUUCCACACGUGCGUCUUGCAUUUAAAUUGUUUAUAAAGUAUUUUACUCAAUUUUAGUAUUUAAAAAAAUGGAGCAUGAAGAUAUGCCAUCAUUGGAAUCAGAGGCCGUUAAAAAUGGUGCAAUUGAAGAUGAUUCAGAUUUUACGGAUGACGACGACUCCGAAGAAGAAUCAAUGGAUGAUGCUGAACCCACCACAUGCCUAUUCUGUACGGAAGUUUUAAAAUCUGUUGAUUUGGCCCUGGAACACAUCACCAAGCAACAUGGCAUAAAUUUUAGUCAAAUGAAGACUAAAUUCAAUAUGGAUCAGUAUUCAUUUUUAAAACUAAUAAAUUACAUACGUCAAGAGGAGGGUGUAACCGUUGAAAAACUCAAUUCAGCCACCGAAGCUUUUUGGAAUGAUGAAAAGUAUCUAAAACCCAAAGAUUAUGAGCCAUGGCUGACCUAUGAUUACGAAGCCCUGCCAUCAGAGGGAGCACCUAGCUGUACCAAAGAAAAGGAUGUAAAUUUAUUGGUGCACUCUUUGCAAGAGCAAAUUAAAAUACAACAAGAUCAAUUGGAACAGGCUGCCAAAGAUAUGGCUACUCUUCGACAGGGCUUUCAUCGACUCUUAGAAAAAGAUAAUAGUACCAAGGAUCCAAAAGUACGAUGUGUUUCUUCCGUACCGGUUAAGGCUGAUGAAAGUUAUUUUGACAGUUAUGCCCAUUUUGGUAUACAUCAUGAAAUGCUUUCGGAUACCGUGAGAACCUCCAGCUAUCGUGAUGCCCUAAUGAAGAAUAAGGACUAUGUUAAGGGAAAACUUGUGCUCGAUGUUGGGUGUGGCACGUCAGUCCUGUCGAUAUUCGCCUCCCAAGCUGGAGCCGAGAAGGUUGUGGGCAUUGACAAUUCAAGCAUCAUAUACAAUGCCAUGGAUAUUGUUAAGAAAAACAAUAUAGAAAACGUCACCCUGGUUAAAGGCCGCUUGGAAGAAACAAAUUUGCCCAUUGAGAAAUUUGACAUAAUUGUUUCAGAGUGGAUGGGCUACUUUCUCCUUUUCGAGGGAAUGUUGGAUAGCGUUAUUUACGCCCGAGAUAACCACUUAAAGGAAAAUGGCAUACUUUUACCAAAUCGCUGCACAAUGUCAAUUGUUGGCUAUGGCAAUGAUGCAUUGUUCAAACAGCAUGUUACAUUUUGGAAUGAUGUCUACGGGUUGGACAUGUCCACAAUGAGAAAAGAGGUUAUGCAUGAACCUCUUAUUGAUGUUGUUGAUCCAAAGCACAUACUAACGGAAUCGAAUUGUAUUGCCGAUUUGAAUUUAAUGACUGUCAAUCUAAAUUAUUCUAAUUUUGAUUAUAAUUUUGAACUCAAAUGUGUUAAGGACGGAAGUAUAUCCUCUUUGGUGGGAUAUUUUGAUAAUUACUUCGAGUUGCCCGAACCGGUGAUGUUUAGUACUUCGCCCAACUCAACCCCAACACAUUGGAAGCAAGUGGUUUUCUUUAUAGAACAACCACAAGCGGUCAAGGAGGGUGAUGUAAUUCGUGGUACAAUAAAAUGUAAGCGCAGUCUGAAGGCUGCAAGGUCACUGGACAUUAGUAUAGAUAUAUUUAAUAAGAAAUAUACAUACUAUCUCGACUAAGUUAAAUAAAGUUGUGUAUACACAAAUAA